UCGAUUGCCCUCUGAGCAUAUAGACGUUGCUUGCCGACCGAGCGAGCGAACUCCCUGGCCCGCGCGUGGCAUCUGCGAUUCUCUCCGUGGUCUCCGCGUUCGUCGCUCAUCUUUUUUUUUUCGCGCGGUGAUCUGUUCCUAUAUUGAUUGAUUGAUCGAUCGACUGAUUGAUUGAAUUUCACUGAUUGAUUGGUCGAUCACGACGAUUGAUUAAUUGAUUGAUUGAUUGAUUUUCGAGGUCGAUUGAUUGAUCGAUCGAUCAUAGAGUGAUUGACGAUUGUCAUCGACUAAUCGACAUUUUGAUUGAUUGGUUUAUCGGGAUUGACUGAUCAAGAUAGGUUAAUUGAUUUUGAUUGAUUGAUUGAUUGAUUGGUCGGUCUAAUUGGAUUACGUAAUUGAUUGAUCGGAAUUGAUUGAUUGAUCGAGGUUGAUUGAUCGAUCGAUCGAUCGAUUGAUUGAUUGAUUGAUUGCGAUGUCGUUUGUUUGAUUGAUUCAUUGAUCGAUAUUUCCGAUCGAUUGAUUGAUUGAUUGAUUGUUUGAUUGAUCGAUUGGUUGGUUGAUUGAUUCAUUGACCGAGAUUUCCGAUUGAUUGAUUGAUCGAUUGAUUGAUUGAUCGAUUGGUUGGUUGGUUGGUUGAUUGAUUGGUAGAUUGAUUGAUUGAUUGAUCCACAGCGACGAUGGGAAGUCAGGAGAAGCUUUUGGACCAGAUCUUUCAGCUGCGAUUCACGUCGAAGAGUCUGGUUCGUCAGGCGAAGAAAUGUGACAAAGAAGAGAAAGCCGAGCGGAUGAAGGUGAAGAGGGCCAUCGAGAAGGGCAACAUGGACGGCGCGCGCAUUUACGCCCAGAAUGCCAUCCGCAAGCGCACGGAGCAGUUGAAUUACUUGCGCCUGGGAUCCCGACUCGAUGCCGUCGUGUCUCGUCUCGACACCCAGGCUAAGAUGAACACCAUCAGCAAAUCGAUGGCCGGCAUCGUCAAGUCUCUCGAUCGAGCGAUGGCCGUCAACAACCUGGAGCAGGUAUCGGAGACCAUGGACCAAUUCGAGAAGCAAUUUACAGACCUCGACGUCCGCCAGUCGUUCAUCGAGGGCGCGAUGCACGGGAGCACCUCCAUGUCCACCCCGGAAGACCAAGUGACGGCGCUCAUGCAAGAGGUAGCAGAUCAGCACCAGCUGGAGCUCAGCACGGAGUUGUUGCCGACAACAAAUAAACCGAUCACGGUAGCAGCGGCGGAGGACGAAGCGAACGAUCUGUCGCAGCGACUGGAAAAGUUGAAAGGACAGCUGAGAAGCUCUUGAUUGGAUUGAUUAAUUGAUUGAUUGAUUGAUUGAUUGAUUGGAAGAGAAGAAGAGGGAAGAAGAAGAGGGAAGAAGAAGAGGAAGAGGAAGAGGAAAUGUGUGUGUGGUUGAUUGGAAGAGAGGAGGAGAAGAGGAGGAGGUGUGAGUGAUUGGGAGAAAGGAGGAAAAGUGUGAUUGUUGAUUGGAAGAGUAGGAGAAGAGCAGGGGUGUGAGUGAUUGGGAGAAAGGAGAAAAGUGUGAUGGAUUGGAAGAAAAAGGAGAAGAGGGGUGGAGAGGAGAAAAGGAGGGUUGUGAGUGAUUGGGAGAAGGGAGGAAAAGUGUGGUUGUUGAGUGGAAGAGAAAAGAGGAGAAGAGGAGGGGUGUGAGUGAUUGGGAGAAAGGAGGAAAAAUGUGAUUGUUGAUUGGAAGAGAAGAGAGGAGAAGAGGAGGGGUGUGAGUGAUUGGGAGAAAGGAGGAAAAGUGUGAUGGAUUGGAAGAAGAUGGGGUAUGAUGAUUGCUUGGAAGAAUAGAAAGAGGAGAGGAGGUGUGAUUGAUUGGAACGAGCGUAGAGGAGGUGUGAUUGAUUGGAAAAAACGGAGGUGUGAUUGAUUGGGAAGAGGGGAAGAGGAGGUGUAAUUGAUUGAUUGGAAGAAGAGGGUGUGAUUGAUUUUAAAAAGAGAGAGGGUGUGAUUGAUUGGAAGAAGAGGGGAGAUUUUUGAUUGGUAGAAAAGGGGGGAUAGAUUGGAAGAAGAAGGAGAGAUGAGGAGAUGUGAUUGAUUGGAAGAAGAGGAGGAAGUGUAUGAUGAUUGAUUGGGUGAAGAGAAGAGGAAGUGUGUUAUUGAUGGGAAGAACACAAGUGUGAUUGAUGGGAAGAAGAGAAAAGGUUAUUGAUUGGGAGAAGAAGAGGACGUGAUUGAUUGGGAGAAGAAGAGGACGUGAUUGAUUGGAAAGCAGGGUAGAUAGGGGAGGAGGAGGAUGAAAGAGGUAGCGGGGGGGAAGGGGGGGAGGGGGGAUAAUCCAGGUGGAAGAAGAUUGAUGGAUUGAUUGAAAGGUAAUACAACUCGGAGAAGGAGAUUUCGAAAAGAAUGUGGUUGAUUGAUCGGUAUGGGUAAUGAGCGAAGUUGCUGCCCGUUUUCGUCGACGGUGGUUGGCGCGCUUGGCGCGCAGUGAGUGGGUGCUCUGAGCUAGCGGAGGCCGCGGCGGCACGCAUAUGCUUUCAGGCCGCCUGCUUCCUGGAUAAGCUUCUGGAGUACUAGUGGUUGGCGGGCUCGGCGCGCAAUGAGUGGAUGCUCGGAGGCAAGGUCUUUUGAUGCGCGGCAAGCCUCGGGAAGUCGUGAAUGAAUCUGAACCGAAAUU
Molecule: messenger RNA, 2630 nt
Organism: Chara braunii
Lineage: Eukaryota; Viridiplantae; Streptophyta; Charophyceae; Charales; Characeae
Source: the annotation of a GenBank genome assembly